Messenger RNA from Pediculus humanus corporis (human body louse), 966 nucleotides. RefSeq lists its product as uncharacterized. The record is from RefSeq and is a predicted model, not a curated record. Gene Ontology annotation, biological process: cellular response to misfolded protein. Gene Ontology annotation, molecular function: Hsp70 protein binding. The transcript is spliced from 6 exons. Gene Ontology annotation, cellular component: endoplasmic reticulum membrane. The coding region runs from base 1 to 966 and encodes 321 amino acids. NCBI's taxonomy places the organism in Eukaryota, Metazoa, Arthropoda, Insecta, Psocodea, Pediculidae.
AUGUACGGACAUAAAGACGAAGCUGAAAAAUGUAUAGAAAUAGCUGAAAAUGCUUUGAAGGAUGGAAAUCGUGAGAGAGCCAUUAAAUUUUUGGAAAAAGCAGAAAGAUUACAUUCUACUACAAAAGCCAAAGAAUUGCUACAAAAUUUAAAAAAUCACACUGAUGAGGAUCAUGUAAGACAAAGAAAAUCUGCUCCGAAAAAAGAAGAAUAUGGUUUUAAAACAAGUGGAAAUAAAUCAUCAUCCGAUAGUAAUGCAAAAGAACAUGUAGAUGCUAUUGAAAGGAUAAAAAAAUGUAAAGAUUAUUAUGAAGUAUUAGGUGUAUCGAAAGAUGCCACAGAUAAUGAUAUUAAAAAAGCUUAUAAAAAAUUAGCUUUACAAUUACAUCCUGAUAAAAAUAAAACUCCUGGAGCAGCUGAAGCAUUCAAAGCUGACAUACCAGUAGAAGAAUUGUUCAAUAUGUUUUUUAGAGGUGGAUUUCCAUCGAAUCAAAAUGUUUAUGUAAGAAGAAAUGGAAGAUGGCCAAGACAGGGAGAAUCGGAACAUUCAGGAAGAGAACAACCGAAUACUCCGGCAUACAUAAUACACUUUUUGCCUCUUUUAGUUUUGAUAGUAUUGUCAUUGAUGAGUUCAUUUUUUGUCAAUGAUCCUAUUUAUAGUCUACAUUCCAGUAGCAAAUUUAACAUAAGACGUGUGACGGAAGACCAUAAGAUACCUUAUUACGUCAAGGAAAAUUUUCGAAACGAAUAUCAUGGAAGUAUGAAAAAAUUAGAAUUGACUAUCGAAGAAGAUUAUUUAUUAAAUUUGAGGCAGGCUUGCAUGAAAGAAAGGAGUCAUAGAGAAAUGUUAAUACAGAGAAGUCAUUUGUUAGGUGAUAGAAAUGCAUAUGCAAGAGCCAAAGAAAAACCUAUGCCAUCAUGUGAAACGUUGGAAAAUUUACACAGAAGAUUUAGCGAAAGUUUUUAA